GCCGAGGCUGCUGCCCUUAAAACCCAUAUCGGCCAGUGUUUGAAGAAAGUUACAGAUGGCAGACUUGAAGGACGAAGAAGAACAUGCAUUGUUCUCGAAUUCGAAGCGAAAGCCCGAUCUCACCUUCGUAGACAAAGACAUUGCUCUUGCCCACGCCGCUGAAAGCGAUCCAAACAAAAAGCAAAAACCUAAUUAUUGUACGGACAACAACCCUUCAAUUCCACAAGAGGAAAAAUUCGAUGAAGUCGACGAAGAAGACGAGCACGACGACGACGAAGCGGACUACGAAAGCGAAGACGACGACGACGACGAAGAUGAUGAUGAUGAACAUUCGAACGGAAAAGCUAAAAUCGAUAGCAAGGGUAAGGGGAUUUUAGUUGACAACAAAGGUAAAGGGAAAUUCAUAGAAGAAUCGGACGACUUGAGUGAAUCUGAUUGCGACAGUGAUCUCUCUGAUGAUCCACUUGCGGAGGUUGAUUUGGAUAACAUUCUUCCGUCGAGGACUCGCCGGCGCGCGGUCCAGCCCGGGCUUUAUAUUUCUAAGGAUCUCGGCAAGGAUGUCGAUGAUGAUGAUACCCAUGCUUAAUUGAGCUCAGGUUAGCAAACUAUACUGCGAUUUUGUUUAGUUUAGGUGAUUAGGAUGGUGAGACUAUGAUGCUAAUUUCCUAGUCUGGGAAAAACGUGACUGUGUCGUUGAAUGCAUGUGGUAACCCAAUCUAUAGGAUCGUUUCAAUUGAUUUGGGUAUAUCCCCUUCUAUUAUCACCGAUUUUUUCUUUUCACCUUUGGUUUCACCAAUUCUUCACCACAUUGAAUCUGCAUAGUCCCAGACCAAAAAAAAUAAUGAUAAUAAUAAUAAG
Molecule: messenger RNA, 858 nt
Organism: Ilex paraguariensis (yerba mate)
Lineage: Eukaryota; Viridiplantae; Streptophyta; Magnoliopsida; Aquifoliales; Aquifoliaceae
Source: the annotation of a GenBank genome assembly